AUGAAACUAAACAUUAUCCUAAUCUCUUUAGUUUUCGUUGUUCUAUUCAGUUGUGCAAGUGCGCAAUAUCAACCACCACUUGCAAAACAACUACACCUUCGUGGUCAACCAGGUCUAGAUGGUCCAGGUUUUGGUCAAUUCGUCUUUACCAUUGAAAAGAAACAAGAUUCGAAUACAAUUCAAGUAACAAUGAAACUAAACGCAACUCUCCUCACAAUGGAAACUUCCCUUCAAUACAACAAAUACAUCUAUCAAGAUGGUAAUUCUAAUUUGGCAGAAUUUAGAUAUUACAAAAGUUGUGUUUCAAUGAGUGUUGUCAAACCUUCCUAUUCCAUUAAUGGAAAUGUCAUUAAUAUUGUAUUGCCAGAUCCAUCAGAUUCACUUUUAAUGUACAAUUUCAAGUUGGAGAAGAUUGAAAUAUCUCAACAAGAAAAAAUUGAUUUGAUGUUUGACGUGAUGAAUAAGGAUAUUGCAGAAUUGAAAGAAAGAUUAUGGUUUUUAGAGCCUGGAUCUUCUAACAAGAUUGCAAAGAAUAGACAAAUCACUUCCAAUGACAAUGCUCUUAUUGAAUUCAUUGAAGGAAAGACUAGCUCAUUUACUGGAAUUUAUCAUGAUGCUACCAUUUUGAAAGCAGGAAAAGUUUUCUUGAUUGGUAAUCAAUUUACAUAUUGUGCUUCUGAUAGUUAUAGAUGUGAUUAUUACUAUCAUUCUUUAACUUCUAGUAGUAGUCAAUAUUCAAUUGGAACUUUCACACAAACUCCUUUAACUAUUGAACUACCAAGAUCAGCAACUAUUAAGAAGAUUCGUUUUGAAAUUGCGAAUGGUGGAUCCUGUCCAUAUACUGAUACAAUCAACUUGAGUAUCAAACGUUAUUUCGUCAGAAAUUCAAAACCAACUAAUGUUGUUAACAGUGGCUCAAGUUACUCAACUUGGUACAUGAACACAUUAGACAAUCCAAGUUUUAGCAUUACUCAAAAGAAACUUACUGAUGGAUUCGUUCAAUACGAAUUGGAAAGUGAAUCUUAUUCAUUGGUUGACACAAUUGUCUUGUUUAUUACAACCAAUGGAUUCAAAUCACCUUCAGGAACAGUAUUUGAUGGCAAAUUUUAUGAUCUGACACUUGUCACUUCAAUUGCUGGACAAUCAUCUUCAAGUGGUGAUUCUGGAGAUGGUGGUCAAGCUCUCUUGGCUAAAUUUUUAUUUCCACAUGCUAUUGCCUAUGCUAAUGCCGGAACUGGAAGUGGAGGGUUUUCUGGAGAUGGAGUGCUGGCAAUCAAUGCAAAGUUGUAUUUCCCAAGAGGUGUUUCUGUAGAUCCAUUCAAAGGUGAUGUUUAUAUUGCAGAUUCUUAUAACAAUAGAAUUCGAAAGGUUUCUAAUGGGUUUAUUUCAACUAUUGCAGGAACUGGAUCAGCAGGAUUUACUGGAGAUGGAGAGCUAGCCAUUGCAGCUAAACUUGACACCCCUUACUCUGUUGCUUACAGUAAUACCUCUGGUUUAGUCUACAUUCUUGAUACCAAUAAUGCCAGAAUUAGAAAUAUCAAACCAACAACAGGUUUUAUAUAUACCUAUAUUGGUGGAACAAGAGGUUAUUCUGGGGAUGGUCAAGUAGUUGGCUCUCAAACUCAAAUCGAUUUCAGUUAUGGAAUUUCAUUGAGUGAAAAAGAUGAUUUGGUGAUUGCUGACACUUUCAGUGGAGCUAUACGAGUUGUUAGCAAAGCGACAGAUAUUAUCUCAACAUUGGUUGGAGAUGGGAGUGGAUCAUUUUCAUUUAGUGGAGAUGGCGGUCCAGCUAAAAGAGUUUGUAAUCAAGGAACAUGUAUUGGACCUGAUAAUUGCAUUUGUAAGGAAGGAUGGAUUGGUAGAAAUUGUACCACUCCUUACUGUAUUGGAACUUUAGAAUUGGUCAAUAACACCUUCAAAUGUGGUGGACAAAAUGGAAAUAUUGAGACGAAAGAAUUGAUUUAUUCGUUAAAAGAGGUUAAUAACCAGAAUAUCACGUUCACAAAGUUUGGAAGUUCAGUAACAGUCAAUUUUCCUACAGCAGUGAAAGAUUAUCUUAUCAAUGAAAGAGGAUUUAAUUCAACUGAGGUGGUAAAGGUGAUUAGCUCAGUUUCUUCUUCAAGUGGUCCUUCAAGUGAGGAAGCUUAUGCAAUUAGUUCAGUGGUAACAAUUUCCAUGUUCAAUAUCAAUGAUGAGAAAAUUCCAAUAGUUGACCUGGAAGAACCUAUCGAAUUGUACUUCUCCAAUUUGUCAACUGCCAAAGAUACAAAUGCGUUAUUAAAUUUCACCUGCAUGUUUUUUGAUAAUUCAGACAAGGAGUGGAAGACAGACGGCAUAGAAACGACAAUUAAUGAUUUGAAAUUUUCUCCCUCCUCAAAUAUUGUUACUUUUUCAAUGAGUUGCAGAACUAGUCACUUGACUUCCUUUGCAGUAAUUGACCAAAACUAUAAAAAGGCAAACACAAAGGGAAGAGAACCAGAAAACUCAGAACCAAUCCUAGUGAACGACAACACAGUGUUAAUUGCUGUAGUAGCCUCAUCAGUUGGUGGAGUAGUUGUCGUGUGCGUUGCUGGUGUUCUUCUUGCUGUUGUGAUUGCACUUUUCAUACGAGCCAGAAUGAAGAAGGCAAAGAAUGUUGCAUAA
Molecule: messenger RNA, 2643 nt
Organism: Naegleria gruberi
Lineage: Eukaryota; Heterolobosea; Eutetramitea; Acrasida; Naegleriidae
Exons: 4
Coding region: 1-2643 (880 amino acids)
Molecular function (GO): protein binding
Source: RefSeq, a predicted model, not a curated record